Messenger RNA from Stegastes partitus (bicolor damselfish), 2754 nucleotides. RefSeq names its product tudor domain containing 5 (gene tdrd5). The transcript is spliced from 17 exons. The record is from RefSeq and is a predicted model, not a curated record. Lineage: Eukaryota; Metazoa; Chordata; Actinopteri; Pomacentridae. The coding region runs from base 1 to 2724 and encodes 907 amino acids.
AUGAACCAGGAAGACGUUUUGACAAAGCUAAAGAAGGAUGUUCGCUCGUUGCUCAUUUCAUCCAAGAUGGGCUUGGAGCCUGAUCUGCUCAAGCGAGACUACUUUACCAUGUUGGGGCAUCCAAUGCCAUUGAAACUCCUGGGUUUCAGAAAUGUGGUGGAUAUGGCGAGGUCAAUGCCAGAUGUGGUGUCUCUUAACUUCAGGGCAGAUAAUACCCUAUAUCUAAAAGCUGUCAGUGGAGAAUCUACUCGAAACAUCGAGGAGCUGGUAGCCAAGCAGCGCGUGUCUCGAGCCGACAAGAAGGUCAAAAAAUUUAAUUUCAACCAAUUCUCAUCUCAUGCCUGCCCUGCUGUGGUCGUCCCAAGAAGAGGAUCUGCUCCUCCGUCUCUUCCGUACCAGCUGAGGACACAGCUCCGCCUUCUGCUCUCCAAGGGUCCACUUCGGGUGUCUGACCUCGAGGCCUUUUUCUUGCGCUGCUUCGGCCUCCCGCUGCGUGCCCACAACUAUGGCUUCUACUCCAUUGGAGAGAUGCUGGAGGCAGCAGCGGACAUGAUCGUCAUCCAACAAAGCAGGCUUGGCUCAGUUGUGACCCUGAGGGAACAUAUGAUACCCAGGCCGCUGCUUGGACCCGCCAGCUCAUCAAGGAGGACUGGACCCAUAAAUCCAGGAUCACCUAGAAAAAUUGAGGUUGAGACAUCAACAAAACCUCGAGCUGAAGUUCCAGUGAAGCAGAAUCCUUGGGAGCAGCCUUCUACUGAGACUUCCUGGGGCUCGGACCAUAACAAGUCCACAUCUGUCAAAGACAAGUCAGAAAUGGCUGAAAAGAACCAGGAAGCCACACCUGUACCCUGCCAAGAGGGUCAGCUCUUUCACAAACGCUUCCUCAAGCUAGAGGAGGAGCUCCGUCAGCAAAUCCUGGAGAAUGGAGUUGCUGGCACCAUCAGUCAGGAGCUGAAGGACAAGCUACGAAAGGUUGUCAGUCAGACGAGGGGCGGAUUAUCGGUUCACGACUUGCCUGCUGAGUACAAGAGGCUUUUUGAUGAGGACUUGCCUCUGCUACAGAGCGGCUUUGUCAGUGUCACAGAACUUGUUGGCGCCUUGAGUGACAUUUUCCACCUCAAACCAGCAGAAGGUGUCAAUGGACAUCACUGGAUAGUCAUGAACCUACAGGACAGGAACAGUACACAACCAGAAUCAAAAGAGAUUAAAAAUUUUGACGAUAGUACAAAAUUGCCGAUUACAAACUACUACCUAAGCGAAAGAAAAUCACCUUGGGAGGGUAAACUGGAAGAAGACAGUGAUAAUAUCACAGCAGAUGACAAGGACAAGGAGAUGAGGAACAUUACCAAGACCAAAGAAACGAACUGUGAGGUGUACCCAACCCUGCAGUUACUCUGCAGCCCUGCUGUGCCCCUGGACGCCCUGCAGAGCCACCACCUCAAAGUACCGACACGUCGUGCUGCUCGAGAGCUAGUAGAAGUCUUGGUGGAACAGGUGGAGUCACCUGGACAUUUCUACAUCCGUUUCAGUGCGAGUGAGGAAGCCCAAGAUCUGGAGGAGAUGAUGAUGGACAUGAGACGAUGUUACACCUAUCCUGAGGUGUCCGAGCGCUACCGCCUACCUGAACAAUUUGUCCGACGGGGUCAGGUCUGCUGCAUAUCACCCGCAGGCAUGUGGGUGUACCGGGUGGUGAUCCACCAGGUCCUCAGCCCCACGCACGUUGAGGUGUACUAUGUUGACUAUGGUGUUAUGACAGUGGUACAGAGCGCCAACCUCAAGUUUCUAAAGUCAAUUUAUUCAGGUCUUCCAGCUCAAGCUGUUCCAGCGUCUCUCUCUGGAAUUAAACCCACCACAGGGAGCUGGACUGCUGAGGCCACAGCCUCUUUCCAGAAACUGUGCACUGAUCGCACCCUGGUGGGUGCGCUGAAUUGUUACACUGGAGAUGUGCUGCAGCUUUACCUGUGUGACACAAAUACUGAUAACGACAUCUAUAUCCACGAUGUUCUGCUGAGCCAAGGCCAUGGGACGGCCUGCAGCCCUGCAGCCACUUUGUGUGUCCAGAUCACGCCAGUGAGUCUCUACAUGGGAAAGGGAAUGUUUGAGCUGCCAGAGGUGGAAAUAGAGGUGAUUUCAUUCCCCAAGUCAGCGGACAGCCGUGAACCGUCCACAUCGGCCCCACUGAAGUUUGAAGAGGAAGAGCUACCUGCGCUGGAGUACAUCUAUGAUGAUGAGCUCAGCCCCCACAUCCAGGGCGAAGGGGACAACCCGUUCAGCACUCUGCUAAAUGUCCAACCCCGUUGUGAGGAAGACUGCACAUUGACCAAUGAGGCGCCUCCGACCAGCCCCGCAUGUCCCCCCACCAGCCCUCUGGCUCCUCCAGACCUCAUCGAGAUGACCCGGGCUCACUGUAAAGCCGAUGCUGAAGUAAUGACUCCUCCAAAUACUCCAUCCAGCAGUACUUCCAGCCCCUGCUGUCCUACACCAGGACAAGUGCAACAGCAGCCCGAGGUCACUACCCCCUCAAGGGUCAGACCACCUGUGAUCCCGAGGACUCUGAACCUCCACAUUCCUGACCUGGCCCCGAUGCAGGACUGCACUCAGGGUGUGCCUGCUUUUCCCGUCCACUGGCAAAAUGCUGGCUUUCUGUCUCCUUUCUUUGGGACCAGGUCAGUGGCUCCUCCUACAGCUGCUCCAACACAUCUGUCAGACCAACUGCACGAGUGACUCUUAACAAAGACGGAGUGUUUAUACAAG